Messenger RNA from Vitrella brassicaformis, 2622 nucleotides. The record is from the annotation of a GenBank genome assembly. NCBI's taxonomy places the organism in Eukaryota, Vitrellaceae.
GUGAUACUCAUGGUUGCGACACGAUGACUGACAGAGACAAGGGUCACACACAUAAAUCCUUAUCCCGAAUCAAACCUUCCUCUCGGCACACCAACACCUCACAUACCGCACCACACUCAUCCCCACCACUCACCUAGCCAACCACAUUCCUCACUCGCCAUCAUCCGCUGCCUUCCCCCCUCCUCCCCCGCUCUCUCUGCCCACAAGUCUCCUCUUGGCCUCCGCCGCCAUCGCCUUACAGCUGGGCGCCUCUCCCCUAAGGAAGGCCUCGAGGUCCAUGGAUAUGUCAAAGAGCUCGUCGGCCAGGGGGUCGGACGGGUUGGGUGUGGGGCUGUACAGCUGUGGCUUCUUGAGCACCUUGAGGCUCUCCUUCCGCAGGGUGGCGGGCGUCAGGUCGGCAAAGUCGUCAGGGUCGACCUGCUUGGCGUCCCACUGACCACACACAGGGAGAGAGGACAGUGGGAGUGUGGAUGUGUGUUGUCUGUUGUCUGUGUGUUUGGUUACCUUGGUCAUGUCUGCCUCGAAGAGCUGGGCGAGAUCGGCCACGGCAGGGUGCCAAUGCCUGACACACACACACACACACACACAUGUAAUGCUCGCCUCCUCUCCUGUCGUGUGUGUGAGUUCCUGCCUACUUCCUGAGGAGCUUGAUCUCCCACAGAGAGAAGCCCUUGAAGCGAUUCACCGCCUGCUGCUGCUUCCCGCCCUCCCCCUCCCCCUCUCCAUCCUCCCCCUCUCCCUCCGCUCCCUCAUGCUGCUUGACGAUCUCGCACAGCGCAUCCAGGUCACCCUUGACGCGAAAGAAAGGGUCGCCUCCCUCGAUCGGCUCCAUCUCGGGCACAGUGGGGUCGGUCCACUCCGGCCGAUCCACAUGGAUGAGGGGCAUGCACACGGCCUUGUUGCGCAUGAUGAGCGCAUACGUCAUGGCCACGCACCAGACGGCUCCGUGUGGGGGCGACAGGCACGCCACUCGCAUUAAGCGCUUGCAGAAGGCGGCGAGCAUGGCGGAGGGGACCAUGGUGGAGCGGAGGGAGAGGUUGACGAGCUGCAGGAAGGUCUUGCGGUUGGGCACGGCGAAGAUGGCGGGCCGGAUGAGGUCAUACAGCCGGUGAUAGAAGCGGGAGACCGACUUGGCCACCACUUCGGGGUCGCCCAGCUUGUACUUGGUCAGCAGGUAGAAGAGCCCACUGAGGGCCGUGAUGGACGUCUCGUAGCUGCCCUUGUCAAAGGCCUUGAGCAGGAAAUCCGCCAAAGUGAGAGGGUUGGAGAUGUAGGGCAUCACGCCGACAGACAGAUGGCUCAGCAAAGACUGCGCGGUCGACGGCACCAGCGGCAGACUCAGAUACGCCAGCCAGGCGGACUGGUACGCCAGCCGAUAGGAAUGCGGGCUCUUGCACUUGGUCGUCAGCACAUUGGCCACGAACAGACCUUCAGGCCGCUCCUCCUCCUGCCCGUCGGCGGACUUGCUGCGCCUCUUGCUCCCUCUUGGAGCCUUCUCUGGGCGCGGGACGCUCUUGAGCAUCUGCAGGCACCGCUUGCUGACGGUCUGCAGCUCGUGGCUCAGAUGCGGCCCGUCAGUGGCGGCCGCAGAGCUCUCCGCUCCCGACUCAGGCUCGCGCACACCCAUCAGCGCACCCAGAUAGAACACACCUGGGUACGUUGGCUCGCCCUUGCCGUUGCUGUCAGCCUUUGACGGCGGCACAUCGCCGUUCAUUUCCUCCUCCUUGCUGCCGGCCUCGGCCUGCUUGAGUUGCUGGUGUGUGUGGUUGAUGACGCGCUUGAGCACGAGCAGGAAGUAGUAGGAGAGGUCGGCAUAGGGGGUGAGGUACUCGGCCAUGAGUGUGGUGUGGAGGGCGGUGGUGUAGGUGGGGGCGUGGACGACCUCGUGGACGAGGGUCUGGAGGAAGCGCGUGGGGAAGGUGAAGUCUUCGUGCUGCUGCCAUAGCAAGGCCUCCUGCUGCAGACUGUGCAGGUAGUGCCGCACCGCACAUACCUGAAUUGAAUAUAUGAAGGAUUGGGCCACACAGAACAAACAUGACGCGACCCACCUUCUUUCGUGUGCGUGGCUGUGUUGAUUCACCUGUAGUUUGCUCCUCGUCUGCUUCCCCCUCGGCUGACACGAGAUGAAGGACAGCACCAGCUUGACGUAGUUGUCAAAGUUGAGCUCCAGCCACUUGCGCAGCCUCUCGUCGGCGGUGCUCAAACCGUCCGUCGCGCCCGUGGCACCGUCAUCCUCGCCCUCUCCAUCUCCCUCGGCAUCCCACUGUCGCUUCCUGCGCUUGGCGUUGAGGAAUGCCGGCAGCCGGUGCUGCCUCUUGUAGUGGUAGAAGAUGCGCUGGAGGCUCUGCAGGCAGGAGGCCACCUCCUCAACUGUACCCACCUCCUGACACACAAGAGAGAGGAGGCAUACCACUCAUGAGAUGAGAUGUGUCCACGAUGGAUGAGUGGCGAUGAGUGCACAGGCCUUCCUUCCUGACCUACCUGGCAGUCAUCGAAUAUGUGGCCGAUCUGUGCGAGUCCUGUUGGGUUCUUGAGGGCUUUCUCCUCUGUCCUCGCCACCAACGCCUCGUCGAGCUCCUUGCAGCCAUCCAUCCUCCCUUCCCAACCCUCCCCAGGGUCCAU